Gadus chalcogrammus (walleye pollock) is the source of this 1528-nucleotide messenger RNA. It is a transcript of the gene hmgn7, whose product is annotated as high mobility group nucleosomal binding domain 7. Gene Ontology annotation, molecular function: nucleosomal DNA binding. Gene Ontology annotation, biological process: chromatin organization. The transcript is spliced from 6 exons. NCBI's taxonomy places the organism in Eukaryota, Metazoa, Chordata, Actinopteri, Gadiformes, Gadidae. The coding region runs from base 132 to 416 and encodes 94 amino acids. The record is from RefSeq and is a predicted model, not a curated record. Gene Ontology annotation, cellular component: chromatin; nucleus.
UCGCCUUUCUGUUCCUGUGUGUUUACUACACUGCCGAGCAUAAGGGAGACGCUCGUCUUCACUUGCACUGAGCUCACCAAGAAAAAAACUGUUUUUAGUUGCAUUUGCCAGAAAAUCUCAAAAAGAUCAACAUGCCCAAGAGAAAGGGAGGAGACGCUGCGCCCAAGGAGGAGCCCAAGAGGAGAUCAGCUAGGUUAUCAGCGCCCGCCCCACCUCAGGCCGAGCCAAAAGCCAAGAAGGCGGCAAAGAAAGAAAAGGCGGUGAACGACAAGAAGGAGGACAAGAAGACCAAGAAGGCGAAGGAGAACGCAGAGGCGGAGGCCAACGAGGAGAACCACUCUGAGAAUGGAGACGCCAAGACCAACGAGGAGGAGGCAGCUCCAGAAGAGGCCAAGGAGGAGGCCAAAUCUGAGUAGCACCACUGCCCCUAUGUCCUCCUCCUACAGCCUCUGACCCCUGAACCCCCUUCCUACCCCCAGCGAACCAACCAGCCAGCCCCCUGUCCCCCCUCCCCCCCCACGAGUCUCUCACAUGCUCUCCCUCCAAGGCGUAUUGUUAACAGAGGAAUAUUUUUAUCAAUGAUUUUAUAAGUAUCCGUACAGAUUUUUAGCACAAAAAAGCAAAGCUGAUUAUGGAGCAGAUUUGCAGUGGUCAUAUCAAGUGUCUGCAAAAGCAAGUCAAAAUACACUAAAAAUCUUUUUUAAACGGCAUUUCAUGGUUGUCUGGAAAAAACAAAAAAAAACAAAGGCUUGUUUCGGUGUAGAAAGUGCGUCGUCCCCCCCCCGCCGGAUUGGCUAAAGUUGUGAGUUGUGUAUACCCCGGUUCCCCACUCAUCCCCCCCCCACCCUCCCCACAACCCCUCAGACAAAAAAAACCAGCCCUUUCCCUCGGUUUCAACCUCUUAAUCAUGUUUUUAUUAACGGUUCAGCCAUGUGUGUGGAUAAUUCUUUUUAGACCUUCUAAAUGUGCAGUGAGUCCCGCCCCCCCCCCCCCCCCCGCGCCUCCCCCACUUUUCUUUUAUUUUUGCCUCUGGCUCAUGUUCAACUAUUGUUGUAUUUGGGUUGUUGUUGUUUUUUUUUUUUUUUCAUUGACUUGUUAAAAAAAUAAGAAGCGUGUUUAAAGCGUGUUGUCCAUAAGAAAGAGGAAGACGGUAACAUGUGAAACAUUCCGGAGAACAGUGACGCCCUCUGACCUGUUGUCUCCUUGACGACCCUGCGUGUCGAAUGCAGACCACCACGCUCCAUCCGUGGCCCGCUUCACGUCAGCUUUUUCUAAAACACUCUGUGUUUUUUUUAAAUGAUUGAAUUUGGAAACCAUUUUCUGACCAAACGCAGGUGUCGGGUCCCUCUCUUAUGUUCUGGAAUUCUCUUAAUAAAAGGAAGUCCUGGGAAUUUUCCUCAAAGUGAUGGCUCCAGUCUCCUGAUUGAAAAGUAUUAUCUUUUAAUAGAAACACUCCAGCCAUUGAACACUGCUAGCUGUGUGGUCUAUUGUUUAUAUGUCAGGCAAUACCACAGAGAUAAACAAAUAU